Messenger RNA from Olea europaea var. sylvestris, 1956 nucleotides. RefSeq lists its product as uncharacterized. Lineage: Eukaryota; Viridiplantae; Streptophyta; Magnoliopsida; Lamiales; Oleaceae. The record is from RefSeq and is a predicted model, not a curated record. The coding region runs from base 288 to 1616 and encodes 442 amino acids. The transcript is spliced from 10 exons. Gene Ontology annotation, molecular function: protein binding.
GAGAAGUAAAGCAUUAUCUUGGAGCCCACAAAACCCCAUUUGCUCCACAUUACAAUGAAAUAGAAACUUGCGCGCAUGCAUUCAUUCAUUCUUAUUCUACAACUCAUCCUUUAUCUCACUUUUUUGGACGUUUCUUUUUUCUUCUGCCCGACAAGACAAAUCACAUUAUUGUUCAUAAUUUCCACUGCACACGAAAUCAGACACUCUUAAUCAUUUCUUCAACGGAGUUCUACUCUAAAUCCACCAGUUUUGAGGCAUCAGUUUACAGCAAAUUUACAGGAAGUCUUAUGUCGUACGACGAAGUAGGUCAAAUGGAUCACAUGGAGGAUGAGAGAGAUGGGGUAGAUUCCAUGGAUGAAAUGAAUGAGGAAUACUAUGCUGCUGAAGAUGAAAUCUUGGAUGAUUAUGAGAUGCUUACUAAAGUGACGGAUACAUCGGCUGCACAAGCAAGGAAAGGGAAAGAUGUACAGGGAAUUCCCUGGGAUAGAUUAAAUAUAACAAGGGAAAAUUACAGAUUGACAAGGCUUGAGCAGUAUAGGAAUUAUGAGAGCAUACCUUCAUCUGGGGAAGCUAUUGAUAAGCAGGAAUGCAAACCAACUGAGAAGGGAAGCGACUACUUCGAGUUCUUUCACAAUUCAAGAUUAGUGAAGCCUACCAUCCUUCAUUUCCAGCUCAGGAAUUUGGUGUGGGCUACCUCAAAACAUGAUGUGUAUCUCAUUUCUAGCUAUUCAGUCAUGCACUGGUCAUCAUUACUUCAGAACUUGACCGAGGUUCUUGAUUUCUCUGGUCAAAUAGUGCCUACUGAGAAACAUCCAGGGAGCUUGUCAGAAGGUUUUACACAAACACAGGUCAGCACACUUGCAGUGAAGGACCGUUUUCUGGUGGCAGGUGGCUUCCAUGGAGAACUUGUCGGUAAGUGUUUGGAUAAACCGGGUGUAAGCUUUUGUGCGAGGACCACUUUUCAGGAGAAUGCUAUUACAAAUGCCAUUGAAGUAUUUAACAGCUCUAGCGGUGGACUUCAUUUCACAACAUCAAACAAUGACUGUGGUGUAAGAGAAUAUGACAUGGAGAGGUUUCAGCUCUUAAAUCAGUUCAGUUUCCCUUGGCCAGUGAAUCAUACAUCAGUGAGUCCAGACCGGAAGCUUCUUACAGUUGUUGGAGAUGACCUUGAUGGAUUACUAGUAGAUGCUCGUAAUGGGAAGACAGUCGCUUCAUUCAUGGGUCAUCAGGACUACUCAUUUGCUUCUGCAUGGCAUCCCGAGGGAAGGAUCUUUGCCACGGGAAAUCAAGACAAGACAUGCAGAGUAUGGGACUCGAGAAACCUGUCAUUGCCUGUAACAAUUCUCAAGGGAAAUAUGGGCGCAAUCAGAUCCGUCCAUUUCUCAUCAGACGGGCAGUUCCUGGUGAUGGCCGAACCUGCAGAUUUCGUGCAUAUCUACAGUACUAAAGCAGAUUUCAAAAGAAGGCAAGAGAUUGAUUUCUUUGGGGAGAUAUCAGGUGUAUCUCUGAGUCCAGAUGACGAGUCUCUCUAUAUUGGACUCUGGGAUAGAACCUAUGCAAGCUUGCUACAUUAUAAUCGAAGACAUACAUUUGGAUAUCUUGAUUCCUUAAUGUAAUUGUCUGAGGUACUUGGAUAUUGUCUCUAUUGGUUCAAGUUAAAUUUGUGUUUGGUAUCGAUGAGUUCGGAUGGGACAAUGAGUUUUUUGGGUCUUUUACAUAGUUCGGUAUGUGUACAGCUGAAGCAUUUUUGAAAGAAGAAAGCCUUCGGUCGUAGAAAGAGACAAUAUCCAAGAAAGUUGUACCGGAGAAUUGCAUAUGGAAGUGUCAUUCGGAAAAAAAGUUACAAAAAUGCUAUUGAUAACUGUAUUUAUUUAUUUGAUGUGGUAGAGUGAUUUUGCUGGUCAGAGUAAGAUCAAUAAAAACCAUUUUAUGAAUCAAAUAUAAUCAUUUAGUAGA